AUGAAUGCUUACUAUGGUCCUCAUGGGUCGGCUUUCCCUCCACCACCCUCAUCAGGGACUUUUGGGUCGCUAGGUGAUACGUUACGGAGCUGGAAACGUAGCGCUGGAGGUGCUCUCGGUAGUCUUUUCGGGGCAAAACAAAGUGCAUCACCUUGGGGAUCUCCGAUGCCAUCUAGCGUAACAAAUCCUUCAUUUUCUGGUUCAGGUACUGCUGCUACUACUCCGACUUGGAAUAGUGGUACCAAUGGCAGUACAUUUUCCCAUCCAAGCUUAACGCCCCCUACCAGGCCUAACCUAUUUGAUCCUCAACAACAGCAAAUCUCUACUAUUCCUUCUCAAUCUGCCACAACCUCUCCAGCGUCGGCAAUGGUGCAUGGGAAUCAACAGCCACAGCAGCAACAAAUCCAGACCCAAACACAAAGUUUGCCACUAACUGCUACGACCUCUAAUGGCGGUACGUUGAACAUGGAAAGUGUCUCAGUCUCGCACAACCCUUCGACGAACGAAACGAAGAUCGCCGUCAAUCUGCCGAAAUCGGGUAUCAAAGCUGGAGAGACUUAUGAGCUCACAACUAUGCCUCAAGGUGAGAAUUCAAAUGCUUUAACAUUGCGAAUAGGCAUGAGAGUCGAUGGAACCACAGAAAUUGGUAUAAACACAGAACCAAGUAAUGCCGUGGCAAGUGCAGUAAAUUCCGCCAAUGGAGUUACUCAACCGUCAGCUACCGAUACGGUAGACUCCAAUGGAUCCAAUGAACCAAACCUCAUGUCCCUCUUCCAAGAUCCAAGGGUCCAAAUAAUGGGACAAGCGCCACCGUUCAAAGUCGAGGCCCACUCAACGGACGAUUACCUUGCACCUGAAACUUCAUUUGCUGAUUGGGCAUUUGACAGGUGUGAUGGUAAUUUGAAGAACGUUGGCUCUACAAUCGAUUCACUCAGAAAUACAGCAGAGUGGAUUCAUGAAAGAUAUUGGGUAAAAGAUCCAUGGAACGGCAUAGGUGAUACCAGAUUAUUAAGCUCCCAAGCUGCCACAGAGUUAGCUGUACAGUAUUCUGAAGGGUUGGAACGAAACAUGGAUGAAACGGUUUUACAAAGAAUGAUGGAUCAUAACGUGAAGAAAAAUAUCUUGACAGAUCAAGAACCGUCGAUCCUCCCAUUGGAACGUUUCACUUCUGAGAAUGGGUUCGGUACAGCAUCAAGCACAUCAUACAAUGGUCAGAGCCUGUCUGAUUGGUUAUCGGAUCAAGUAGGUCCGCCCGCAAUUGGCGGUACAAUUUACGACAAUGAUCAAGUUGGAAGAGCAAAGAGGAUACUCAAUAGUACUUACACUAUAGGUAAUCAAAUGUGCUCCAAUCUUGAUUUGGAUCCUGAUAAGACGACAAUGUUCGGCUUACCAAUUGGAACACUCAUGACGGCUCGUUUGAUGGAAACGAAUCAAAUCGUGCCAGACGAGGCUAUGAGUAGUUAUGGUCAUACCAUCCUUAAUAAGGCAGCCGUUACUUAUGAUUUACUCCCGGAACACGAGCGAUCACUCGAUCAAAAUUCUGCAGCCAGUGAUGAAUUUACCAGUACUGAUACAUUACCUUUGACACAAGCUUCUACCAAUACCAAUCCUACAUUAUCACAAAACAACACGGAUUUCAAUGACAUAGCGAGAGGCUUGGGACAGGUAUGGCAAGCUCAACAGCAAAGUACCAAUCCUACAAACGCCUACGGUAUUCCAGGUACUAUGCGAACGGGUACCAGGACUAACGUGCCGAGUGCGAUGAAGGGCGGGAGAUUGGCAAAUGGGUUGAAUCGAGGAAGGAACUCAAUCGUAUUUGCGGACCAAUUAGGUGGUUCAUUGACGGCAUGA
Messenger RNA from Kwoniella shivajii, 1851 nucleotides. RefSeq lists its product as uncharacterized. The coding region runs from base 1 to 1851 and encodes 616 amino acids. NCBI's taxonomy places the organism in Eukaryota, Fungi, Basidiomycota, Tremellomycetes, Tremellales, Cryptococcaceae. The transcript is spliced from 6 exons. The record is from RefSeq and is a predicted model, not a curated record.